GGCCAAAAAACCCAAAUCCCCUAGAAGAAGUGAAAGAGCGAAAACAAAAACAAAACAAAAAGCAUCUAAUGCUUAGACGGGGCACAUUUGGGCCCUGCCCAAGCCCGGUCCGGCCCGCUUAAAAAUCAACUCAGUACUUGCAACCCUUCUCUUUCUUUUUCUAGGGUUUCCUGUGCACCAUCCAUAGUCUUCUCAUUUGAGCUCCGCGAGAGGAAGAGAGAGCGAGAGAGAGAGGUGGUUCAUCAAUGGCGGCGACCAGAAACCCAGAGCUGGUGAGAGGAAUACGCAAGUAUUCCAGAUCCAAGAUGUACCAUAAGCGCGGCAUCUGGGCCAUCAAGGCCAAACACGGAGGCACCUUCCCUCGCCAUGACCCCAAGCCCCCAGCGCCAGCCCCCGCCGAGAAGCCCCCCAAGUUCUACCCCGCCGAUGAUGUGAAGAAACCUCUCGUCAACAAGCGGAAGCCCAAGCCCACAAAGCUCAGGGAUAGCAUUACUCCAGGGACAGUUCUUAUUCUACUGGCUGGAAGGUUUAAGGGGAAAAGGGUUGUUUUCCUGAAGCAGCUUUCAUCUGGGUUGCUUAUGGUUACUGGACCAUUUAAGAUAAAUGGGGUUCCUCUGAGACGUGUGAGUCAAUCUUAUGUGAUUGCCACUUCCACAAAAGUCGGCAUCUCUGGGGUGAAUGUAGAAAAAUUUAAUGACAAAUACUUCGCAAAACAAGCCGAGAAGAAGAAAAAGAAAGGAGAGAGCGAGUUUUUCGAAGCAGAGAAAGAGGAAAAGAAUGCGCUCCCACAGGAGAAAAAGGAUGAUCAGAAAGCUGUGGAUACACCGUUGAUAAAAUCCAUUGAGGGAGUUCCAGACUUGAAAGCUUAUUUGGGUGCUAGGUUUUCUCUGAAGGCAGGCAUGAAACCUCAUGAGCUUGUCUUCUAGAGAGUAAAAUGUUUAAAAGUAGUCAUUUCUCGCGUUUCUUGUUUUGGUUUGUCGGAGCUUGGUUAUAGUUGUACUCUAUGAUUUUCGUUGGUGAUAGACGUGGAAAUUUUCAUUAUGCUAGACAUUGUACUUGCAACAAUUUUUUUCUUCUAUCCUUAUGGUAUUUUUUUUGGGGCACAAUUCAUUACUAAUUUUAUAAGAUACACAAGAUUUUGCAGUUCA
Molecule: messenger RNA, 1148 nt
Organism: Malania oleifera
Lineage: Eukaryota; Viridiplantae; Streptophyta; Magnoliopsida; Santalales; Ximeniaceae
Product: large ribosomal subunit protein eL6-like
Exons: 4
Coding region: 246-926 (226 amino acids)
Biological process (GO): ribosomal large subunit assembly; cytoplasmic translation
Cellular component (GO): ribosome; cytosolic large ribosomal subunit
Molecular function (GO): RNA binding; structural constituent of ribosome
Source: RefSeq, a predicted model, not a curated record